Molecule: messenger RNA, 642 nt
Organism: Artibeus jamaicensis (Jamaican fruit-eating bat)
Lineage: Eukaryota; Metazoa; Chordata; Mammalia; Chiroptera; Phyllostomidae
Product: GTP-binding protein 10
Exons: 6
Cellular component (GO): mitochondrion
Molecular function (GO): GTPase activity; GTP binding
Source: RefSeq, a predicted model, not a curated record
AAAGCCGCGCAGUUCCACCUGCGCUGCUCCGUCCGCGGGGGUGAAUCCGGGCCAGCCGCAGUCAUGGUGCACUGCAGUUGCGUGUUGUUAAGAAAGUAUGGGAACUUCGUUGAUAACCUAAGACUCUUCACCAGGGGAGGAAGUGGUGGAAUGGGCUAUCCUCGUUUAGGUGGAGAAGGUGGAAAAGGUGGUGACGUCUGGGUUGUAGCCCAUAAGAAAAUGACUUUAAAACAACUUAAAGACAAAUAUCCUCAUAAGCGGUUUGUGGCUGGAGAAGGAGCCAACAGUCGGGUUAGUGCACUGAGAGGCUCCAAAGGAAAAGACUGUGAAAUUCCUGUACCUGUGGGUAUUUCAGUAACUGAUGAAAAUGGAGAACUCGAUAAAGAGAAAGACAGAGUUUUGGUAGCGGAAGGAGGUCUUGGUGGUAAAUUCCUUACAAAUUUCUUACCAUUGAAAGGCCAGAAACGAAUAAUUCACCUUGACCUGAAACUCAUAGCUGAUGUAGGUCUAGUAGGAUUCCCAAAUGCCGGAAAAUCCUCUUUGCUAAGUCAGAUUUCUCACGCGAAACCUGCAAUUGCAGAUUAUGCAUUUACAACAUUAAAGCCUGAACUUGGAAAGAUUAUGUAUAAAGAUUUCAAACAG